AAUGUAAUGAAAACACCAACAAACAUUCGAUUAAAAAAGUACAGGGUUGUUCUAAUUGGAGAUUCCCUGCAACAAAAGUAAUCUGGGAACUAAUUUCGGAUUUUAGAGAAUUUCAUUACAUAUCAGGAUUUACGUUAAGUUUAAAUUGUUUCUAUUUUGAAAUUUACCAUAUAACCGGUAACAUAGGUAUGAAUGAACAACUACUUUGUAUGGUCAAUUGUUAAGCUGAAUACUCGGUAAGCACACAUUGUGUGACCAAAUCAGAAUUUUCAUUGAUGUUAAGGUUAACAAGGGCGUCGGAUCGUCAUCUAAAUAUAUUAUCAACAUCGGACGAUGCGAGCACGCAUGUGUAAAUAGGCACCGUCGUACAAUCGAUUGGACAAAGUUAAUCAUCUGCGGGCACAGGUCGCCGCGACCGUGAAUCUCGCAUGGCUAGCGUCCCGUGCGGAUCUCAGUGGGACCUCGCCUCGCACACCGAGCGCUUCCUGCCUCGACGCCGCACUGCUAACGUCUAUCCUAUCAAACCCUCAUACAGUGCAUGCCAGAACAGUUUUGUGUUUCGUGUCAACAGUAAACAGUAUGAAUUAUGAUUUACCGUAAGUGUCUCCAGCGCGAUUGAGAUCGGAUUAAAAUGUAGAACUGCCGACGAGGCGGAGAAAAAUGAAAGAGGGCGGUCGCGAGGAGGAGCCGACCAACGCGGCAGAAGCGGCGCCGGCGCAGGGCAUGCGCAUCGAACAUACCUGCUGCUGCCUCGGCGUGUUGGUGGGCAUCUCGCUCAUCGCCGCCCUCGUAGCAGUGAUCCUGAUGAAAGACACCACUGUUGAAGUGACUGUACUCCGACAAGUGCACGUGCUUAUGUCACAUGGGGAACGUACUCCCAGCGAGGGCGAGCUAGAAAUGCUCGGGACGCCUCCAUCAGACCACGUGUUUGCACCCUACGGGGCCGGCGCUAUGACAAACGAGGGCAAAAUGUUGACAUUCGAAAUGGGCGCAUUACUUAGGAAGAGAUAUGACGAGUUUUUGGGACCUAUCUAUCAGAGUGAGAACAACAUCGUAAUAUCAUCGGAUACAGCACUGAGUAAGAUGACUGCUCUGUUGAUAUCGGCGGGUCUUUGGCCGCCGUCGCCGGAGCAAGCUUGGAACGAGACGUUACCAUGGCAACCCGUGCCUUAUAAAUAUCCACCGCGACAACAAGACUUUUUACUAUACGAAGAAAACUGUCCUCGUUACAAACAAGAGAAGGAGAGGAUACUUAAAGCGUUUACCGACGAAGGCUUGUUGUUGCCGUACCGCGACCUCUUCCAUAAGAUCGCGCAAAUGACGAACACGAACUUCAGCACGCCACAGGAAGCCUACUAUCUAAACAACUUAUUCUUGAUACAGGACGACAUCAAAGUAGCGAAUCCGAAAUGGGCGAAACACGUGAAAAGAAAACUGAUGGAUAUUGCCCGACUGGAGUAUUCAAUGAUGUUCCACAACAAUCUGCUAAGGAAACUGAGCGGCGGUGCACUGCUCCAGCAAAUAAUAAAGGAAGCAGAUAGCAACAUAGCAGGGGAGUCCCAGCUUCGUUUAGUUGUGCGUACGGGCACGCCCGUGUCCGUGGCGGCGUUGUUGGGCGCAUGCGUGGCCCCGCCCCCUCGCCUGCCCGACCCGGGAGCCGCGUUACUGUUUGAACUACAUGAGAGAAGACCAUCGCCUCAGGCGAGUAAGGAACAGAAGGUUUUGGCUGAUGGACAGCGGUAUGGAUUUAAGAUAUAUUACUGGGACGAUGACUCGGCCGAACCACGCCUCAUGGAAGUGCCCGGGUGCAAUGCCUUCUGCGCUCUCGAGACGUUCAAGGAACUAACCAAAUAUAUAGUGUCACACAACUAUAACAAAGACUGCAAACUUGUUCCUAAUACAUAGACAUACGAUAGUGGAAAAUAGGAUUUAGUGCUUUCGAGUUUCGACAAAUCGAUGGAUUAGGCUGUGGUAUUUAAAAAUGGACUUUAGGUCGCUGAAAUUAAAGUAUAUUAUUGUUAUUGUGC
Messenger RNA from Trichoplusia ni (cabbage looper), 2027 nucleotides. RefSeq names its product venom acid phosphatase Acph-1-like. Gene Ontology annotation, biological process: dephosphorylation. NCBI's taxonomy places the organism in Eukaryota, Metazoa, Arthropoda, Insecta, Lepidoptera, Noctuidae. Gene Ontology annotation, molecular function: phosphatase activity. The record is from RefSeq and is a predicted model, not a curated record. The coding region runs from base 661 to 1905 and encodes 414 amino acids. The transcript has 10 exons.